Messenger RNA from Schistosoma turkestanicum, 2430 nucleotides. NCBI's taxonomy places the organism in Eukaryota, Metazoa, Platyhelminthes, Trematoda, Strigeidida, Schistosomatidae. The record is from the annotation of a GenBank genome assembly.
UGAAUAUUGAUACAAAUCAAACAGAAAAAUUAAUUUAUUCGGUACUUAUAUAUUGAAACAACGAAUACAAACAGUUGUUACACGUGAAGAGAGAGACUGAACGAAACAGAGAGAGAGAGAGAUAGAGACAAUUGAAUCAAGUCAAGCAUUGAUCAUUGAAUACUCCGCGAUUGUGUACAGUUAAACAAAACAGAAUUGAACACCGGGCAAAAACUCAGUGAAUUUGCUUUGAAAUCGAAAAAUUUUUUUAAUUAUUUAUUUCAAUAAAUCUACAUUUCGAGGUGAUUCAUUUGGAAUAUUAAUCAUCAUCAAAAUAUGCCUUCACCGACAUCGCAAUCAGCCAAUGUCAAUAAUGGUUGCAGCUGUGAUGAUACAGGAAUGAAUGGCAAUGAUAUUGAAUUAUUGAAAAAGCAUUUACCUCAUGUGGAUUUUGAAACUGGUUUAAAACAUCGCACAGUUCAACGCGAUCCAAUUACCGGUCUUGGAACAUUACCAAAAGAACAUAUUGAACUUGGACGUACAAGAAAUGCUUCCACUGGUAGACCAGCUUUCAAUACUACGCUGAUUGCAUGGGAUGCUGAUAAUACCACAAUCUGUAAGAAUAAUGGACAUACAACGAGAAAGAAUAAACAACCAGCGCGUAAUCCAAUCGCUUUAACUGGUGACCUUGGUGAUGAAGUUAAUGGACUGCGUAAAACGAAUUGUUCACGUAAUGGAACUCCUAGAGAACCACAACGUGAUCCUAUUUCUGGACGAGGUGAUUUCGGUGAACGUGAAUGGGAUCCAAUUGGUAGAUAUAAUGGGAAAACUAGACGAGCUAAAAGUUCCACUGGCAUCCGAACUAAUCCAUUGACUGGUGAAAAUAUGAAAACAUUCACUCUAAUGGCAGAUGAACGAUGUACAUACAGAGAUAGUGAUAUAUGUAAACGAAAUGUUUCGACAAAAAAUAUUUUAACUGGAGAAAAUUGUGAGAAUUAUACAGUUUCACCGGAAUUGAAAUCACCAAGUAAACGUAUGCAACGAGAACCUAUUCGUAAUGCAAUAACUGGUGAGAAUUGUACAACUUAUGAUUAUAAUUCUGAAGUGAAAACUUCGAAAACACGUACACCAGUGAAAAGCUCCAAUCCAUUGAAUGGUGAGAAUGUGAACGCUUUUAUGGUAUCACAAGAAGAAAGACCACGUACAGCUAAACCUUAUGUUUACAGAAAUACAGUGACUGGUGAAAAUCUUCAAAGUUAUAAAAUAACACCGAUUGAAAGAAAUGUUACUCCUAGAGAAGUGAAAGAUCGACAAAAUCCUCUAAGUGGUGAGAAUGUUGAAAGUUAUACUUAUCGUUUAGGAGAAUCUAAAAGAACUGUAAAGAAACGAGAUCUUAGCUCACCAUUAACAGGAGAUGGUUCACGUGGUCGUUCAUAUACUAUCUCUAUUGAAGAGAAACAUUCAUCACAACCGAAUUUAAAUCGAAAUGGACAUGACCCAGCAAAUCGUACACUAUCAUCAAAAAGUCUACGAAAUAUACUGACAGGUGAAAAUUGUGAUACAUAUAGUGUAUGUCAAGAGAUGCGUAGUGAAAAAUGUGACAGCUCUACAGUUCUAAUGAUGAAUGGUGGGAAUUCACAUAGAAAAACUUCCUACAAUAUUAUUACUGGUAGUUAAAAUGAACGAACGAAUGAACGAAUAAAAACAACUGACCUUGAAACCUUCAUCAAUUCAAACAACCAAAAACUUGGCGAACAAUUUGAACUGUUCAAUGUGUCAAUCAAAGUAUGGAUUAUUGUUUAUUCUGCUCUGUUGAACAAUGAAAUAUAUACACAAGAAGAAGUGCAAACAUUCAGUCAGCAUGAUCAAAUCCUUUUUUUCAUCUAAUUAUUACAACUACUACUACUACCAAAAUUGUAUUACGCUUCUUUUCUCUUUACGUAUCACUUUUAUUCAUGCAUUUCAAAAUUAAAAUCCUCACUUGAAACGUUCAGUGCUUCAAUUUUUAAAAUUCAAAUUCGUUUCCUUGUAUUUCAUCAACUUAUUACGUCAUCACGAUUGCCUUCCAUCCAACCGUCAGUGUUAUUCUCCAUUAAAAUCUUUAAACUAUGGCGCAAUCAUCAUUCUUUAAAGCACCAUUUACAUUUUGUAUGACUUUUUCCUUAUUAUUCAUGCAAUUGAAUUGAAUUCAUGCAGCAGCAUUUGGUCUCCUUUACAUUUCCUAAUCUUGUGUACUUUUUUAUUUCAACUUAUUUCAAUUUUAUGUAUUCAAUUCGUUUGAAUUUUCGUUUUACUUCUCAUAUAUAUUCAAAUUUAGUUAGUUAGUUAGUUACUUUGCUUUCAAUGUUUCAAUAGUGUUUUAUAAAACAUAAACAUCAUUGAUCUACACAUAUAUAUACACACCUUUCCUGUUCAUAUUUUUUUUUAAAAAAUGCAUUCACCAUUGUUUGC